Rubroshorea leprosula is the source of this 1031-nucleotide messenger RNA. The record is from the annotation of a GenBank genome assembly. Lineage: Eukaryota; Viridiplantae; Streptophyta; Magnoliopsida; Malvales; Dipterocarpaceae.
UAUUUGUUUUGUCUGUAAUUUUACAGUAGAUUUUUCUAGGUCCUGGUUUGGCUGAAAAACUGUUGGCAAAAGGAAGAACUAGAGUUUGGGGACGCAACAUGAAUCUGGUCAUUUUGUUCUUUCUGAAGUAGUAUUCCAAGAUCUUGUGGUACAUUUAUAUAUAUUCGCUUCUUAAUCGAACAUUUUGAAAGAAAAAGAUGGCAGUGACUAUUUACUGGGGGACCUGAAUGAGAUAUCAGUCUCAACAACUGCCUGUACAGAGAGAUGUGGUAAUGAUUAAGCCAUGGAGGGACCUGAAUAAGGUUAUCUAUCUCAAUAGACUACGCGUAUGGACUAGAACUUUAUUGCUUUUUAUUGGAUUAAGUUGCCUUUUCCCUUUAACCCCAUCAUAUGUUUUGAUAUACAUGAAGUAGUAACUAUGAGUAUUCAUUGUGAGGGUUCAAAGACCUCUAACCACAACCCCGGAUCAAGGUUUCAAAGUUAGCUAUUGUUGACUCCACUAAACUCUUGUUGCUGAUGUUUUGGCUGCAUCAUUUCAACCAUUAUAGUGCUCUAUGAAAUCUCAUUCAUGAAAAAUAAAUGAUUAAAUUCAUUCCCUUAUUGUGUGCUAUCUCAAGUCUCAAGUCCUCAGGACAAGAUGAGGAUCAAUUGGUUCCGCCUAAUACAGCCAAAAGCAAUGUUUACUUGUCAAGUUCCAUGGAAAAAGCAAGCAAGGAUGAGUUUGGAUUUCUGGUUGGUGAAGUAUCGUCUUUGAUGAGAACAUGUGUCCUCGAGGAUGUUGAGAUGCUUUUCUGAUGAGCUCUCCCCCCUAUAUAUAGAGCUGGUGAUUAGAAACUUAGAAGGAAAGGAAGACUAACACAAAAACAAAAAGAGAACAAUGUCUGAUGCGCAUUUUUGGCUUUCAGAUGGUAAGAUCCCGUAAGGGUUUGGAUUACUACCAUGAAAGAAUCAGAAUAUUGCUAGGUUGAGAAACUCUCUUCUGUUGGGAUAUGGGGCUGGCAGAAGCUUGUGAAUAAAAUUUGAGUUUUUUU